GUGAACAAGAGAGAGAAGAGGCGUUCUCUAACAGAAAGGGGUAGAGGAGAGGAGAGCAAAAUAGUUGUUUUCUAUCUCCGUGGAUCUCACACUUGUUGUUUCACCACAAGAGAGGGAAUAUUUUUUUUAUUUUUCUUCUGUUCAUGUUAUCACCACUGAUCAUACAGAAUAAAAACCUUGUGAAACUGGGGUUUUCUUCAAUCUGAACUCAACAGUAAAACAGAUUUAAUCUUAGACUGAUUCUUCUUGUGGGACUAGUUUUAUUAGGAUCCUACAAGUUGUCUGGUGUGGAUAUAAUACCAGUCUGUCUCUGAGAUGGGGUCCAGAACUCUUCUACUUGUUCUGGGUCUUCAUUUCACUCUUCUGGGGAACCUAGAGGCCAGAGAUUGCGGCCUGGGCUUCACAGCCAAGGGUCAACAAUGUGUUGAUAGAGAUGAGUGUAAAGAGUGGGACAGUAACCCACCCUGUGGAAGUAAAGCUGCAUGUUACAACACACAGGGGAGCUUCUACUGUCAGUGUCAACCUGGGUUCAGAUCCACAACAUCUUUCAAGUUUACUCCUUUCGCUGGGGACUGUAAGGACAUCGAUGAGUGCCAAUAUACACCUCAGGUUUGUGGCAGCAAUGCCAUUUGCCUCAACACCAUUGGGAGCUACCACUGCCGGUGUCAACCUGGGUUCAGAUUCUCUAAUCACACUGGGAAGUACUGAUGUAAAGUCCAAUAUCCAGUUUUCUGAUGAGUUGACCAAUGAUUUUGUCACGUCUGCUCCUGCUCCCCCUCUCUGACGCUCGAGGUUGCCAGGCGACUCAUCAUUACUCACACCUCUCACCAUCGUUACGCGUCCCAGCGCUUCAUCGGACUCACCUGGACUCCAUCACGUCAUUGAUUAUCUACCCUAUAUCUGUCACCCCCUCAAGUUAAUUUUUCGUGUCUCCAUUGAUGUUGUUUUGUUUCUCCUGUCCAGACGCUCUUCCUGUUUUUCAUGUCUAUUAAUCCAUUAAAUAUUCAUUCCCUGUACUUACUUCUCGUCUCCCAGCGUCUGGCAUCACAGAGCCAUUACAGAUUGUGUACAUUUCCUUUUUAAAGACUUGCUGAAGCAUUUGACUUAGGAUAACAGUUAGUGAGACUGUAGUUAUAUACAGUAUAAAGAUACCUGGAUCCGGCUGUUUUUUCAUUUGUUUUUAUUUAAAUUUAACCUUUAUUUGACUAGACAAGUCAGUUAAAAACAAAAUGUUAUUUCCAAUGAUGCCCUAGGAACAGUGGGUUAACUGCCUUGUUCAGGGGCAGAACAACAUAUAUAUUUUCUUUCAGCUCCGGAGAUUCGAUCUAGCAACCAUUCGGUUAUUGUCCCAAUGCUCUAACCACUAGGCUACAUGCCACCCCUUAGGAUACCUAUCUCCUCUCUUGGGUAGGGGGUAGUAUUUUCACCUCCUGAUGAAAAGCAUGCCAAAGUAAAUUGCCUGUUACAUAAUCCCAGAAUUUAGGAUAUGCAUAUAAUUAGUAGAUUUGGAUAGAAAACACUCUAAAGUUUCCAAAACUGUUAAAAUAAUAUGCCUGUGAUUAUAACAGCACUGAUAUGGCAGGUGAAAACCUGAGAAAAAUCCAUCCAGGAAGUGGAAUUGUUUUCAUGUGGUUUUUCAUUUAAAUAGUUUGUCUGGUUUCAGGCUUUUAUUUUGAAAAACGACGUGUUAAAAGCCAUUUCAACAGUUUUAACCUCUUGAAACUCCCCAUCCCGGAUCCGGGAUCGUGACUAAAGCCUCAGGCUCAUUAGCAUAACGCAACGUUAACGAUUUCUGAAAAUCGCAAAUAAAAUUAAAAUAAUGCGUUUGCUCUCAAGCUUAGCCUUUUCUUAACAACACUGUCAUCUCAGAUUUUCAAAAUAUGCUUUUGAACCAUAGAAAUGGACUAAUUUGUGUAAGUGUAUGCAAAGCUAGCAUAGCAUUUUGUGUAGCAUGUAGCACGCAACAUUUUCACAAAAGCCAGAUAACCAAAUAAAUAAAAUCAUUUACCUUUGAAGAGCUUCUGAUGUUUUCAAUGAGGAGACUCUCAGUCACAUGCCAAAUGCGCAGUGUUUCCUUAAAGCGUCUGUGUGUAGGAGAAAUCGUUCCGUUUUCUACAUUGCGCCUGGCUACUGAAACGAACCGAAAAUGCAGUCACCUACAACGUAAAACUUUUUCCGGAUUAACUACAUAAUAUCCACCGAAACAUGGCAAACGUUGUUUGGAAUCAGUCCUCAAGGUGUUUUUUCACAUAUCUCUUCAUUGACAUGCAGUUCGUGGAAGCUUGCUUUCCUCUCUGUAUUCCUUGGAAAAAUACUGGCAGGUGACUUUUGCGCACCAAUUUCGGCGCAGGACACCGGGCGGACACGUGGUAAAUGUGGUCUCUUAUGGUCAAUCUUCCAAUGAUCUGCCUACAAAUACGUCACAAUGCUGCAGACACCUUGGGGAAACGACAGAGAGGGUUGAUUCAUUCCUCUUGCGUUCACAGCCAUAUAAGGAGAUCAUGACAAACAGAGCCUCAAAAAUCCUUGUCAUUUCCUGGAUGCCAUCUCAUCUUGGUUUUGCCUGAAGCUCACGUUAAAGGGCACGCACAGAGAAGAUCUUUGUAUUUCUGGACACGUCAGGGUGUUUUCUUUCGAACAGUAGCAAUUAUAUGCAUAGUCGAGCAUCUUUUUGUGACAAAAUAUCUUGUUUAAAACGGGAACGUUUUUCAUCCAAAAAUGAAAUUGCGCCCCUAGAGUUCCAAGAAGUUAACAAUAGUUAUCACAAUGUCAUACAAGGAGGGAAAAUGUUGCUGUCUGAAGAGGUAGCAUUGAAUUGUACACAGCAUCUCCUCUCACUCAGGUGACUGUGACCUCCUCCUCAGACCAAUUGACAGUACGCCCAGAACAUUGUUCUGGGAACCAAAAUGAGUAUCUCAGUUUCAAGGUCCCAGAUUUGAGAGAAGAACCCUUGCUAGUUAUCAGUCAGUCAGUCACUUGCAGGAACCAACGUUGCAUAAUGAAACAUGUAAAUCAUGCUUAUAUGAAUUGUGUGGAUAGCCGUAUAUUAGAGAACUAACGGGACUGUCCCGGCAGAGCUCCUGACCGAUGUGAACUAUGCAUGGUGUUUGUUGGAACCUCUCCAGCUUGCUGAUAAUAAAGAAUGAUUCAUUUAAGUUUGA
Molecule: messenger RNA, 3161 nt
Organism: Oncorhynchus masou masou (cherry salmon)
Lineage: Eukaryota; Metazoa; Chordata; Actinopteri; Salmoniformes; Salmonidae
Product: adhesion G protein-coupled receptor E2-like
Exons: 4
Coding region: 316-708 (130 amino acids)
Molecular function (GO): calcium ion binding
Source: RefSeq, a predicted model, not a curated record